AUGGCCGAAGGCGGGGCAAGCAAAGGUGACGAGCCAGAGAGACUGGCUGGGCUGGCGGAGGACGAGCCCCAGGUUCUGCAUGGAACUGGCCACUGUAAAUGGUUCAACGUGCGCAUGGGGUUCGGCUUCAUCUCCAUGACCAGCCGAGAGGGAAGCCCCGUGGAUGUGCCCGCGGACGUGUUCGUACACCAAAGCAAACUAUUCAUGGAAGGAUUUAGAAGCUUGAAAGAAGGAGAGCCAGUGGAAUUUACAUUUAAAAAAUCCCCCAAAGGCCUUGAGUCAAUAUGGGUAACAGGCCCAGGUGGGAGCCCCUGCUUAGGAAGCGAAAGAAGACCGAAAGGGAAGACUCAGCAAAAGAGGAGACCGAAGGGAGAUAGGUGGAGACGGCAGGAUUUACUGAUGGAUCAGAUGUGGACUGUGAGAGAAGAAGAGGCCAGGAUGAUUCCAAGAUGCUACAACUGUGGUGGGCUCGACCAUCACGCUAAAGAAUGCGGUCUGCCUCCUCAGCCUAAGAAGUGCCAUUGCUGUCAGAGCGUCACGCACAUGGUGGCCAACUGCCCGCACAAGCUUGCCUCGCAGCUGCCCGCCAGUUCUCAGGGAAGACGGGAGGCAGAGCCCCAGCCAUGCGCCUCCGCGUCACCUAGGGAGGUGGGAGGGGGACAUGGCUGCACAGCCCCACUUCCACAUGAAGUGAAGUCAGAAAUGGCAGAACGGUCAGAACGGUCACCCCAAGAAGUUUCUUCCUCGAAAGCAUUCGCAUCAAUAGGAGAACAAAACAAAAAGGGGCCUUUGAUUCAGAAACGGAAAAAGACUUAG
Apodemus sylvaticus (European woodmouse) is the source of this 816-nucleotide messenger RNA. RefSeq names its product lin-28 homolog B (gene Lin28b). The transcript has 5 exons. Gene Ontology annotation, molecular function: nucleic acid binding; zinc ion binding. NCBI's taxonomy places the organism in Eukaryota, Metazoa, Chordata, Mammalia, Rodentia, Muridae. The record is from RefSeq and is a predicted model, not a curated record. The coding region runs from base 1 to 816 and encodes 271 amino acids.